This is a messenger RNA of Gallus gallus (chicken), 3247 nucleotides long. It is a transcript of the gene NMD3, whose product is annotated as NMD3 ribosome export adaptor. The transcript is spliced from 14 exons. NCBI's taxonomy places the organism in Eukaryota, Metazoa, Chordata, Aves, Galliformes, Phasianidae. Gene Ontology annotation, molecular function: ribosomal large subunit binding. The coding region runs from base 1042 to 2415 and encodes 457 amino acids. The record is from RefSeq and is a predicted model, not a curated record. Gene Ontology annotation, biological process: ribosomal large subunit export from nucleus. Gene Ontology annotation, cellular component: cytoplasm; nucleus.
UCCCUGUGCAUUGUGGGCAGCGGCAAUGAGGGCCUUUAAGGGUCCUUCCCAGCCUAAAACGGCCUCUAAUUCUAAUAACGUACGCUGGAUACACAUGCGGUCAGGGCCGUCAGCUGAUGGGAAGCCCUGCGGCUGUCAGUUGCUUUCCUGAAUAUGAUAACAUAAAGCAGCCCUCGCAUCUCCCACUCAGUUCAGAGUGUUACAUCCAAUAUUCUGCCCCGCGCUCAAUUCGGAGUGUUACAUCCAGUGUUCCAGCCCCAUAAGUUGCUUUUUGGCAAUGAAUGCUAUAGAGCACAGCCAGCAGCUCAAGGGAGGUGAUCCUCUCCCUGUUCUGCCCUGGUGGGGCCACGUUUAUUGUACUGUCCCCAGUUCUGGGCUCCCCAGUUCAUAACGGAUGGGGGUCUCCCAGAAGGGGUGCAGCAGAGGAUCACAAAGGUGGUACAGGGCCUGGAGCAUCUCCUGUGUGAGGAAAGGCUGAGUAACCUGGGGCUGUUCAGGCCGGGGAAAAGAAGGCUGAGGGAUCUGAUUCAUGUUUAUAAUAUCUGACAGGAGGUGGGAGGCAAAGCAGGUAAGGACAGGCUGUUCUCAGUGCUGCAUAGCGAUAGGACAGGGAGUAGUGGCCUAAAACUUGAACAUAAUUCCAUUUAAACAGGUGAAAGAACUUCUUGUCAGUAAAGGCGAUGGAGCACUGGAACAGAUUGCCCAGAGAGGUGGUGCAGCCUCCUUCUAUGGAGGUGUUCAAGAUCAUCUGGAUGGCUGUCUGUGCAACCUGCUUUAGCAGGGGAGGGGUUGGACUCAAUGGUCACUUGAGGUCCCUUCCAACCCCUGCGAUUCUGUGAUUUUUUACUGUAUGAGUUGAAGAAUUAAUCACCCUGUCAUACUGCAAGCAGUCUGCAGGUGCCAGCAUCACACCAGCUUUGGUACUGCCACACACGCUCCAAUCUGUCAGUUAUUUGGAGAUGGCUUUGCAGCUGAGGGGUCAGCGUGGAUGUGGAAAUCAUCCUUGGGGGAAUCUUUGGUAUGUUAUUCAAGUGAAAUAGUAUGCAGACAGCUACUGAGCCAGUAACAGCACGCUGUAGGUAUCUUCAGCCUCCAGGAACUUGGAUUCAGUGUGCCUUAGAAUCGAGAGAGCUUCUUGCUUUGUGUCUUAAAAAAAUUAAAGCUUCACUUAGCAAGGUCCGGCUGAUUGAUGCAGGCUUUAUUUGGACUGAACCACAUUCUAAGAGAUUGAAGCUGAAACUGACUGUUCAGAAGGAGGUGAUAAAUGGAGCAGUUCUUCAGCAAGUGUUUGUGGUGGAAUAUCUGAUUCAGUCGCAGAUGUGUGAAGACUGUCAUAGGAUUGAAGCUAAGGAUUUCUGGAAAGCUGUAGUUCAAGUCAGGCAAAAGACUCUGCACAAAAAGACUUUCUACUAUUUGGAGCAGCUGAUUUUAAAACACAGGCUUCAUCAAAAUACACUUCGCAUCAAGGAAAUCCACGAUGGCCUGGAUUUUUAUUAUUCUUCGAAGCAGCACGCUCAGAAGAUGGUAGACUUUCUUCAGUGUACAGUUCCAUCAAGGUCGAAGUCAUCCCAGCGCCUGACCUCACAUGAUGUUCAUAGUAAUGUCUACAACUACAAAAGCACUUUCUCAGUGGAAAUUGUUCCAGUAUGCAAGGACAACGUUGUAUGUCUGUCACCAAAACUGGCACAGAGUCUUGGUAACAUGAGCCAGAUCUGCGUGUGCAUUAGAGUAACAAGUACUGUCCACCUCAUUGAUCCUAGCACUUUGCAGAUUGCUGAAAUUGAUGGAAAUACCUACUGGCGCCAUCCUUUCAAUAGCUUGUUCAACCCAAAGCAGCUUGAGGAAUUUAUUGUUAUGGAUAUCAAUCGAGUUCAAGAAAAGAAGAAACCUGCAGGUGCAGGGGCAAGAUCAAAUAAACACACGCUGGCUGAAGCCUGGGUAAAGAAAACCUCGGAGCUGAAUACAGAUCAUCAGUAUUUCUGCUGCACUCACUUGGGACACAUUCUAAAUCCCGGCGACCUUGUCUUGGGAUUUGACUUGGCCAACUGUAACUUGAAUGACGAGUUUGUGAAUAAGAUGAGCCCACACAAUAUCCCUGACGUGGUAUUGAUAAAGAAGAGCUAUGACCGUGCCAAGCGCCAGCAUCGCAGAAACUGGAAACUGAAAGAGCUGGAAAGAGACAGAGAAGGCACAGAUACAGACGAUGAAAGACAAUACCAGGACUUCCUUGAAGAUCUAGAAGAAGACGAAGCCAUAAGGAAAAAUGUCAACAUUUACAGAAAUGCAGACAUUCCAGUGGAGAGUGACACAGAUGAUGAUGGGGCCCCUCGGAUCAGCCUGGCUGAAAUGCUGGAGGAUCUCCAUAUUUCCGAGGAUGCCACCGGUGGGGAAGGAGCGAAUAUGAUGACAGAAUAAGCAUAGUGCAUUAAGUAUUUGCAUGUAUAUGCAAUUAGUAUUUGCUUGGGGAGGAGAAUGUACCCCAUAUAAGCAAUUAUAUGAACUGUGAUCACAUAAAUACGACAAGUAAUGUUUUAUCUACAACCAUACCUCUAAAUCACAUUUCUGAAUUAGUAUUUCAUAUAUAAUUAUCUAGAAGAUCGGUGAUUACAGUUAAGCUUCUGUGCAAACACUGUAAUAUAAGUUCCACGAGUUCUUCUCAUCUCUGAGUGUUUUCUCCUUGCAACUUCUCAGAAGGUAAAGACCAGGUGACUAACUUCACUUUUAUCCACUGAGAAUAUUAAUUAUUCUGCACCUAAGACUGCUAAUAAAGAAAAAUGUCCAUCAAGAGAGAUUUUGUUCUAGUUUGCUACACUUGUAGGUGCAAUACCUUACCUACUGUUUAUUGUUUUCAUUUCUUUAUCUGAAAUGGAUUUUUGCUGUCUUAAUCUUUUUGGCACAGUGGUUUGUUAAAGCCUUUUUUAUGAUGAUAGAUUACUCCAUAUAACAAUAUUGUGGGGAGGUUUAAGAAUUUUCGGAUCUUGUCAGUAAGGGAAUUCCAAGCAUUUGUGUUGUGUACACAAAAAUGCUUUGUUUUAAAUUAAUUGAAUGUGCAGCCCACAAUCAGAAAGAUUUGAGACUUCUUUUAAAUGGUAAUGAGUAUUGUAUUGUACUGUAUUCCAUGCAUAUAUCAGUGGAUUAAAUGCAGUUUGAAUAAUCUGAUUAAUACACUGUGAGAUACUAUACAUAAAGACUCUUUUGUCUCAAAGUCUGCCUGAGUUUUUGCAGGUAAUAAACUGGUUGGACAACA